AGCAAUAAACCGGAAACGAGAUUCCUUUGAGAAGCGGUUUACGUUUUGCUCUGAAAGACAGCUGGGUACCUUUACCUCACUGAAUUAGUUUGCUGCUCUACAACCAUGUGGUUUUUCCAAUUGCACUGACCAAAACACUUCAAAACCUUUAGUUGGUUGAACAGCCCUUUUGAAGGAAUCUUACUGGCAGACCGGCAGGGCCUGAAAAGCCACACCCACACCUUGUGCUCAUCUAUCACUGAGAACGCAGGUCCAAAAGUGUUUCAUUAAGGAAUUAUAUUAAGAUGGAAUGCUCUGCGUUGGGGGCUAGGGAUGAAACCACAGAGCAUUUAUACUGCUGUGGCGCUGUCACAGAAGUCCUCAAAAUUGGCACUUCCUUCAAACAACAUUCUGGCUCCUCCCUGCAAGCUCCCCCUAAACUUAUUUUUCUCAUCAUUCCAGGCAAUCCAGGAGUUGUUGACUUCUACAAGACCUUUAUGCAAGCACUUCAUCAAAAGUUUGGCAGUCGCUAUCCUGUGUGGGCAGUGAGCCAUGCUGGCCACUGUGUGCCCCCUGACACUAUGGACAUGAUUGAAGAUCCACCUGUGACGUCAGUGAAUGACGUGUUUGGUCUUAAUGGUCAGAUAGAGCACAAGCUAGCCUUCCUUAGGGAAAAUGUUCCAAGAGCUACCCAGCUAGUUCUCAUAGGCCAUUCCAUUGGUUGCUACAUCAUACUGGAGAUGAUAAAAAGGGAUCCUGAACUUCAGGUGGUGAAGUCUGUCCUUCUCUUCCCUACGAUUGAACGCAUGGCCCAGACUCCUCAGGGGAAGGUCAUGACUCCAGUGCUAUGCCACCUGCGUUACAUUACUUACUUGCCCAUCUUCCUGCUCUCCUUGCUGCCAGAGACACUUAAGGCCGCCAUAGUGAAGCUGAUCUUUGGUGGGCUGCGCUCAUUGGACCACACUGUUAUACCAGCUACUGUUAGUCUCUUUAGUGUGGACUGUGCAGCCAAUGCAAUGUACAUGGGUGGUCAAGAGAUGAGGAAGGUUCUGGCAAGAGACAACAUUACCAUCAAUCAAAAUCUCAACAAGCUGUUGUUUUAUUAUGGAGCCAGUGACCACUGGUGCCCCAUGCAGUACUACCAUGACAUGAAGAGAGAUUUCCCAGAUGGAGAUAUAAAACUCUGUGAAAAUGGAAUUCGCCAUGCCUUUGUCUUGGAUGCCGGGAAGGAAGUUGCCAGUCUGAUUUUUGAAUGGAUCCAAAGUGAUGUGCAAACAUAAUUAAAGUUGUUUUCAACAUAAUAUGCAAGAUCAUAUUGAAACUACAAACAGUAUGGGUACCAGAUGGACAAUGGGUAUUUUAUGUACUGAUAUAUAACCAUUGAUUCUUGAAGACUCAUUCAUAAAUGAUUUAUUUACAAUCGCUUUUGACAGUCAAACAGUUGGACCCCAUUAGUUAGUAAAAGUUUUUGCUAAUGGUUAAACAGAACAAUCAGCCUGAAGUUUUGAAAAACACACUUUGAAGUAACACUUAUAAAACCGCUUACAGCCUACCUCAUAAUGUCCACUUGGGGACCAAACAAGGUUUGCCAUGAUGUAUUUUCCUCUUCCUUUGUUUUUGAGAAUUUCACUUCAAACUAGGGGCGUCAGGUGGCUGAGCGGUGAGGGAAGCAGGCUAGUAAUCCGAAGGUUGCCAGUUCAAUUCCCGGCCGUGCAAAAUGACGUUGUGUCCUUGGGCAAGGCACUUCACCCUACUUGCUUUGGGGAGAAUGUCCCUGUACUUACUGUAAGUCGCUCUGGAUAAGAGCGUCUGCUAAAUGACUAAAUGUAAAAUGUAAAUGUAAACUAGCACUUGACCAAUCUGCGUCAAGUAAUAUUGAGAGGGAGGCAUUGGACCAAUAUAUUUAGUUUGUGUGUCUUAAUUUAUAAAUGGAAAGUACCUAUGAUAAUGUUUUGUUACGUGUUUUUCAAGCCUUGAAACAAGAUUCCUUGCUAAUAAAACACUAGGAACCCA
This is a messenger RNA of Osmerus eperlanus (European smelt), 1992 nucleotides long. It is a transcript of the gene ldah, whose product is annotated as lipid droplet associated hydrolase. Gene Ontology annotation, biological process: lipid storage. The transcript is spliced from 8 exons. NCBI's taxonomy places the organism in Eukaryota, Metazoa, Chordata, Actinopteri, Osmeriformes, Osmeridae. The record is from RefSeq and is a predicted model, not a curated record. Bases 285 to 1259 code for a protein of 324 amino acids. Gene Ontology annotation, molecular function: lipase activity. Gene Ontology annotation, cellular component: lipid droplet.